AUGGCCGUAACACAACUGAUCCUGAUCACCUCAAGAUAUUACGGCACGAUCUUCGCCCUGAAUUCUGAAUCCCGGACUGUCUUCAGCCUCCGCAGGCGGGGUUGCACAAUCUCUGCCGCUUGGCAGAAGGCUACGGGGGAGUUCUGGCCCAGCUCUCGUCUAAUUUGGCGAUUCUUCGCUAAAGGCGCACGCAUGCGGAGAGUCCUCCUUGCUUUCCUCACAGCGCAGCUCGCCCAGCUCGCCUGGGCUAUCCGCAACCAGGGUCACAGUGCCCAGGAGGAGGCGGCCUCCUAUGUCGACGGCGUGGUGCCUUUUCCAGGUGACAUGAUCUCCGGCGUCAGCGACUGGAAAUGCAUCCGCUUCGGCCACGGUGUCUAUGACAAGGAAUCCGGCCAAUGCUUCGUUCCAGGGGCUACAUUGACUCGUGUGGUUUCGUGCUCCUAUCAGUCAGACUGCAUGGGUCCUGAUACUAAAUAUUUCGAUGAGAAGGGGUUUUGCUACUUCCCGAAAAAGUACACCAAGAUCACUUCGGCCAGAUAUCAGUCUGAUUGCCUCGGUGGAAUCUACACUGGAUGCGGUGGUGGCAAGUGCUUGAAGGAGUGA
Messenger RNA from Symbiodinium necroappetens, 603 nucleotides. The record is from the annotation of a GenBank genome assembly. NCBI's taxonomy places the organism in Eukaryota, Dinophyceae, Suessiales, Symbiodiniaceae.